This is a messenger RNA of Beauveria bassiana ARSEF 2860, 465 nucleotides long. Its product is annotated as Bys1 family protein. Bases 1 to 465 code for a protein of 154 amino acids. The transcript has a single exon. Lineage: Eukaryota; Fungi; Ascomycota; Sordariomycetes; Hypocreales; Cordycipitaceae. The record is from RefSeq and is a predicted model, not a curated record.
AUGAUGCUCAAGCAGCUCACCCUCGUCGCCCUCGCCGGCCUCGCCACCGCUACCGACCCAGGCAGAGCCAGGGUCAUCAACAAAUGCAAUUUUGAUGUCACGCUGUGGUCCGUUGGCAGUGAAAUCUCUCCCCCGCACACGCUCGCGGCCCGCGGCGGCAAGUACUCCGAGCAGUACACGCGGGACCCCAAAACAGGCGGCCGCGCCCUCAAGAUCACGCGCGAGCCCGACGGCCUCUUCAAGGGCAAACCCCAGACCAACUUUGCCUACACUCUCGACCCGGAUCGCCUUUAUUACGACCUGUCCGACGUCUUUGGCGACCCGUUCGCGGGCUACCGCAUCCAGGUCGUCCCCUCCAACAGCAACUGCCAGUCCAUUGUCUGGCCCAACGGCGUCCCGCCCGCCGGCAGCCAGGUCAAGACCUGCACGCGCGAGAGCGACACGACUCUGACCCUCUGUGCUUAG